UCAAAUUAUGGCUCCUAGUUUCAGUUGGCUGCCCUGUUUAAAUCCCAGUGACGUUUUAUUCGUAUUUUCCUCCAAAUUUUCCCCGUUUUAUAUAGUUUUUUGUAAUAAUGUCCGCUAAUGAGAAGCUUAUCCAGAAUCUAGAGAUCCAACUGGACAGAUUGGUGUCACAAUUAAAAGAUCUCGAGGAAGCAAAAGAAGAUCUCGAUGAUGAUGAAUUUGAAUCAAUAAAAGAAGAUACAAUUGAACAAAUUAAAGAAUUCAAUGAGAGACUGUCUCGCAUGAAUCAGGGAGAUGUGACACUGGACAGCAAAUUUUCAAAAAUGAAAGAGUCUAUCAGAAAGGCAAUUGCUACGUCUUUCAACACACUGGAAAUGAUAAAAAUGUUCGGGGAACAGAAUGCCAGUGAACUUGAGAAGCAGCUGCUACAGAUCGAUGAGGAAUUUCGGCUCAAAAAAAUCACAAAGGAGCAAAUGGAAGAGAAGAAAGUGGAGAUUUUGGGAAAAUUGAAAGCUCAGGGACAUCCACUGUCUGCCAAAGAUUGCCAAUUUAUCGAAUCCAUGAGCCAGAAGCAACUCCAGGAACUGGAAGAGAUUACAGAAGAAGACUGACCAGAUGACAACCCACCAUCUCCCAAUCUUGCCAUUUGCUAUGCUUUUCCGCCCCAAUAGCAAGAGUUUUUGGUCACCAAUUUUUCUUUUUCUUUUCCAUGUAGGAAAAAAAAGUUGAAAGGCGGAAAAAUUAGAAAAAAAACGACAUUUUCUUUUACUUCCGUUUCGUGUCCAGCCUCAAAACCUAGAUCCAUUUUACGACUCGCCAGGUGAGAAAUUAACUAUUGAAGCUGGGAGUGAAAAGCCGGAGAAGGGGACGCAAAAUAAAAUUGGGACAAAUGGCUAAGCUUUUCCUUGGAGAGCACAAAAGAGUCAAAGGCUGCAAUUUCUACAAAUGAUUAGGUGUGAUUCCUUCUAAUCACACCUAUUGUAAUCCUCGGAUUUUCUCAAAGUGCUCCGAUCGAGCUGAAAUUCACAGGGUACAGUAGACUCUCUCAAAUUCGGGCAUAUAGGACCGAAAUGUCAGCCGAAUUAGACAGAAAUUCGGGCGACAUGUGCAUAUAGAUAUUCAGUUUACACACUGAUAUAUAUCGUAAAUUGCAUGAAAAUCCCUCAAUAAUGCAAAAUCACAUCAAAACUAAGACAAACCAUGCUAAAUUUGAGCAUAUUUGAUUCAUUUGAUAACCAUAAUCAAACUUGAAAAAUGACAACAAACCAACCGUAUGCCCGAAUUAAAAAGUAGCCCGAUCUUAAAAGAGCCGAAUUUGCGAGAGUCUACUGUAUAUGUUUUGAACAUCCCUGAUGCCGAAAAUCAUAAGCCGGAAAUUUCGAGUCCGGCAGUCCGUAGUACGCAAUAUCUCUGGUUUGGAUAGAUAUCUUCAUAAUUUUUGUUUUUAAAUAUAUCUACGCGCGCGUACGAUGAUUUCUGUGCUAUUAGUUUUCUGAAAAACUGGUUCUAAACCGUUUAAAAAUCACGUUUUGUAGUUUAUCUCGAAAUCUAGGUAGGGGAGGGUGGGACAGUUUAACGACGGGGCAGUUUCAAUUUUUGCAUAUUCUUCUUAUCCUUUUGAAAGGAAUGGGAUAAAACCUUUAUGUUAUUGAAGAGAUAACUGAGACCCAUGUUCAUAAAAAUAAUUAAUUUCGUGACGCUUCUCGUUUGAAUUCUCUAAUUGAUUUUGUAAAACUGCAUCAAAAUGAAACUUUUUGUAAUGUUUUAAUUUCAACAAUUUCUGAACUAUUGCAGAAGUUGAUGGAAGUAACAUAAUUGUAUUAAAUUACCAGUGGUUUUAUGAUUAUUAUAAGGCAUUUAGCGUUGAAUUAAUUUUAAGACGGUUCUGACAAUUUUGAAUUAAGUUCCGAAAGUGCGUGAGCGGCAGUUUCAUGCAAGUACACGGAGAAGUUUUCAGUGUCUAUCAAUUUACAUUUUUUAAACAAAAUCAACUUAAAAUGAUCAUUGAAAACGUUUUGUAGCUGUAAUUGUCCAUAAAAUUCGAAAUUAUGGGAAGUAGUAUUUCCUAGAAGUUAAUAAAAAAAUUAAAAAAAAAAUAAUCUUUCAGCGUUUUUUAAGUGCUUAAAAAUGAUUAAUUUAAUUGUUAUAAUAUCUUUUCAGGAUGUUUUCAGCAAGAUAUUGUAAAUUUUUUUUAGUAUUAUAAAAAUUCAAGACUUUAAAAUACUAUUAUAAAACUGUUAUACUAAGAAGGACAUGUUAUAAGGCAAUAUAAUGAUCCAACAAUGUACAGAAUUAGUUUAGCACUACAAAAGACAUUUCUUUCGUAUAAAAAUUUUAAAAAAAAAUGCUCAAUUAAUGAGAAAUACGCUUGGAAAUCUUUGGCGAUAUUUUAUUUUCUUUGUGUGAUCAAUUAGUGUUCAAAUUCUGUUAUAAAGUUCUUGUUCGAUUAUAUUUUUAUGUAUUAGUUUAGAAUCUUUGAAGACUUCAAAAUAGCAAUUUUAAUCAAUUCUGAUAUCGCAAGUUUCCUAUACACACGUUUUCUCUUUCUCAAAAAUAGCCUCAUAUUUAUCUUGAAAUUGCCCCGCAAUGGGGGACUUUCACACAUUCUGCCUUUCAAGUGAAAUGAAUUUCUCCACAAUACACUAAUGAAAUUAAAGGAUUAUUGUUAUUAUUUUCAUUAACCCUAAACCCAACUGUAAUUCACAGAAUAUACAAAGUUUUACUUCUGUUUAUCAUCUUUUUGCAAAAUGGUCCCAAAAUUCAUCUUGCAAUUUAGAGGUGAAACUGCCCCACUCUCCCCUAUGCGAUUUUGAAUUUUUUAUGUUUGUAUUGUUCCAUUCCAGAAAAUUUAGACCAAUUUAAAAAAAAUUAUGACAUUCGUCGAGCAGUUCUUGAGAUAUUUCACUUUAAAGAUUUCAAUUUUAAGAAAAUUUGCUGUUAGCGUCAGGCGGGAAAAAAGCGGGAGAAGCGGCGUCGGACGGUCGGACAAGCUUUCCUUAUAUAUAUAGCACUCUCUCACUCUCCCUUUCUCUCUCUCGCUCUCUUCAAGAGAGAGAGAAAAAUACGCGGGGCGCGUAUUUUUUCGUGAAUUUUCGUUGGGCGCGAAUAUUUUGGCGAGGCGUGAAUUUUUUCGCUGAUUUUCGCGGGGCGAUUUUCAGACACUUUUAUGCAUUUCUCAUCCAAUUUUUUUCAUUUUCAAGUGAAUGUUUGCACAUAUCUAGCCUGAAAGAGGCUCUAAAGGGACGUAAAGUUUGAGGCCUCUAUCUCCCAUAGUUUCCGAGAUAAUCGACUUUAAAGAUUUUCAGACACUUUUAUGCAUUUCUCAUCCAAUUUUCCUUAUUAAUAACGAUAAGAAGUUACAUACAAUUUAAACGAAAUUUGCAUUAUUUAUGUAUAAAUAUCGUUCAAGUUUGCCACAAUCCGAAUUUGCAACGAAGGAAUCACACCACUAUAAGCUGAUUUAGGCUUAUCACUGGCUUUUUAAGUACAUGCAAACUUUGCUAUAUUUAUGUAUUUUCAGAAAAGUUUUGGAGCAGAAUUUGUGGGAGAAAUGAACAUGAAAAUAAAGUCAAGGAGAAAAUUAAUGAUUAAACUUAAUGAUUUUCUAAGAAAUAACUUAAUAUUCGAUGCAUUGUAAAUUGUUUAAAAAUAAAAAAAAAAGCUUUUUCAGGCGACAAAAUCAA
Molecule: messenger RNA, 3680 nt
Organism: Phlebotomus papatasi
Lineage: Eukaryota; Metazoa; Arthropoda; Insecta; Diptera; Psychodidae
Product: protein LZIC-like
Exons: 3
Coding region: 108-608 (166 amino acids)
Molecular function (GO): beta-catenin binding
Source: RefSeq, a predicted model, not a curated record